AUGGCUGUCCAGCCCGGUUGGGCCGCAGCGAAGACACAGGAAAGUUUCGGGAAGGAGGUGACUUUUGAGUCGACUCAAAAGUCACCUCGAGGGGCAAACGUAGCUGUGCCCUCUCGCUCACAUGGUAAUGCGCAGGUAGCUGUGCACUCUCGCUCACAUGGUAAUGCGCAGGUAGCUGUGCCCUCUCGCUCACAUGGUAAUGCGCAGGUAGCUGUGCCCUCUCGCUCACAUGGUAAUGCGCAGGUAGCUGUGCCCUCUCGCUCACAUGGUAAUGCGCAGGUAGCUGUGCCCUCUCGCUCACAUGGUAAUGCGCAGGUAGCUGUGCCCUCUCGCUCACAUGGUAAUGCGCAGGUAGCUGUGCCCUCUCGCUCACAUGGUAAUGCGCAGGCUCUGAGAAGAUAUGACAAAGAGGAGAGGAAGCGUGUGAAGCUUACGAGAGGUGUUCUGGAGGAGCAAGUGGAGCAGCUACAGCACAAGGUGAUGGCUAACCCGUACGAUGACGAGGUGCAGGCUCUGUUGUCCAGCCGGGAAGCGAUGCUGCAGAGAUACUGGGACGGGAGGAGGAAUUGGUUGCAGCUACGGUCGGGGCUUAAAGUGCAGCUGGACGGGGAGGCACCAACAAGUUUCCUGACGGCGCUGGUCAAGAGUAGGAAGGCAAGGACGGGGAUAAAAGAGCUGGUGAGAAAUGGGGUCAGUCACACAGACGCACGGGAUAUACUGGAAGCGGCUACCUGUCACUUCAGAGAGGCGUUCGACGAGGUACCGGCAGGUGUUGCAGAGCCAAGUCUGGAGUGGUUGCCGAGGAACACGUUGGAUGAAGCGGCCGUAGCAAGCCUGUCGCUGGAGUGGUCGGAGCAGGAGGUCAAACAGGCGCUCAAGGAGUUGGCUAACGACAAAUCACCAGGUCGUGAUGGCUUGCCCAAGGAGCUUUUCCAGCGGCACUGGGAGCUGCUACGGGAGCCAGUGAUGAAGAUGAUCGGAGAGUUCACUGCAACAGGGAAGCUACCAGACGUGGCAAACGAGGCGGUCACAAUUUUGCUGUACAAGAAAGGUGCGGAGACGGAUAUUAAGAAUUACAGGCCGAUUACACUGCUUUCAGGGGUGUAUAAACUGCUGGCAAAGGUGGUAGCGACGAGGAUGAAGGCGGUGCUGGGACAGGUGAUUUCAAAAGAGCAGUACGGUUUCUUACCGGGGAGGAGGUUAACGGAUGCGGUGUCGAUGGUAGCCGAUAUGAUUGAGGCGGGCCGGAACGAAAACAGUGACUGGUACCUUCUUCUGAUCGACCUCGAGAAGGCGUACGAUUCAGUGCGCAGGGGCUUUAUGGUGGAAACGGUCGCCAAGCUGGGUUUCCCGCCAAGAUUUGUACGGUGGAUAGAUGCCCUGCACAGCGACGUUCACACAAGGCUGUGUGUUCACGGUUGGGUGGGAGAGAAAAUCGAGAUGAAGAAAGGGGUGCGUCAGGGUUGCCCACUGGCGCCGUACCUUUUUUUGUGCGCGGUGGAGCCUUUGUGCCGGCUCGCAGAGGGAAGAAAACUGGGAAUCGGGGAGGGUAGUUGCGACCGGCUGUCCUAUGUGGGGUACGCGGACGACACGACCUUGUUGCUGGAGGGUGAGCAGCAACUGAAGGAUGCAGGUGUCCUGCUGCAAGAAUACGCGGAGGUGUCGGGGCUGAAGGUGAACAGGGGGAAAUCUGCGGUCCUGCCGAUAGGGAGAAACGUGGGACAGCAGGCACCUGAUGACAUGGAGUACAAGUGGGUGGGGGCAAAUGAGGUUGAGAGGCUUCUCGGUGUAUGGAUUUCACCAGGGGGAGAAGCAGAUGCAACCUGGGAAAAGGCCUUUGACAGAGCAGCAGGGGAGCUGAGCAAGUGGAGUACUAAAUAUCUUACGACUGGAGCACGCGUGACCGUUAUCAACAGCUAUGUUCUUCCAAUCUUCCUGUUUCAAGCGCAGGUGUAUCCGCCGGAUGACCUGUUGUGGCGCAGGGUAGAAAAGCUGAUUGAAAACUUCGUGUCCGGUAGCCACGCUGAUACGGAACGGCACUUCAGACUCUGGAGCGGGGACCUGAUAUACACGCCAAGGGAGCAAGGGGGACUGGGUGUGAUAGAUCCAAGGGGGAGAAUCGACAGUGUGGCGUUGAGAUGCGCGGGCCUGGCGCUGCAGCAGGAAUGUUCACUAAGAAGAGGUUUGUCGGAGAAAGCGGCAGGCCUGCCUCUUGGGUGGGCGACGCUGUACGCGCACAAGGCGGUGCUGAGAGGAGGCUUGUUUAAAAGCAGGAGGUGGGCACGGCUGUGCAAAACUUUUUUAAAGUCGACGGUGGUAACGGUACCAGAGGCGGCAUCUAGGUGGGAAGCAGAAGAGGAGUUUCUCUGUUACAACAGAUGCAUCAUUCACCGCGGUAAUGCAUCGUUCGGUGGACAAAAGGGCACUGAACGGCUGAGAUCGUGGCGUAUGCGGGACAUGGUGCUGAGGAAAUGGGAUGGCACCAGGACGCUUAAGCCGGAAGCGACGUUGGUGAGGGAGCUGGGCGGAAGCAAGGAGGCGGAGAUGGCGCUGAAGGCUUUCAACGCGGCACCAGAGCGGUGGCGGCAGUGGGUUUUGGCGCCGUUAACAGCAGAGGAGGUUGCGGCAGAGUCACCGGUGGUGUGCACCAGGCUACCAGGUGGGCAAAGGUGCCUCUGGGAGAUCUGCGGCAAGAUGGGCAGGAAGGUGGAGCUUCGGGGUCUCAGCGGCAGAGGAGAGCGAACGCCGUGGGACGUAAGGCUGGUGCUGUGCUGUGAUAGUGUGUUACCGGUGAAACUAUCUCAAGCGCGGGCGGUACGGGAGGCUGGGGACCCUAGGGCCCGGCUGCUUAGUUCAUCACUAUUCAAGGAAGAGGUGGUGGUCCCAGUAAGAGGACUCAGGGAGCUGAGCAAGGGGGUGGAGGCGGUGGAAGGGAAGAGGUCGAGUGUGGUGCCAGUGGUUAAUGCUGUCAAGUCGGCGCUCAGCAUGAUGCAGCCAGCAAGGCGGGCUGACAGGCUAGCAGAUUUUGUGUUCGGAGAGGAGGAGACGAAGUCCGGAUUUCUCGAGGCUACAAUGGUGGCAGUGGCGUUACAUCAGGUUUGGUUGGGAAGGUGUGAUGUGUCGCUCCGAAAGGUGAAAAGGUUUCAGGCACGGAAGGUGCUCAGGAGGAUCAACGUCGAAUUCAACAAGCAUGCAAGAAUCUACUGUGGCACGCCAAGAAGGAGGGCACGAAAAGGUAAGGCGAGGUGGAACUUGGCGGAGGAUGAGGCACGUGCCAUGCGGCGGAUAUGUGUCAGCGAGGUGGUGGGGCUGAAGUGGCAAGGCGGUUUCCAGUCCAUCUGGUCGAACCCGAGAACCUUCGUGAAGCCACCGUAA
Messenger RNA from Closterium sp. Yama58-4, 3375 nucleotides. The record is from the annotation of a GenBank genome assembly. Lineage: Eukaryota; Viridiplantae; Streptophyta; Zygnematophyceae; Desmidiales; Closteriaceae.